GAAACUGCCCAUAACUUCUUGGAAAUCAGUCUUCUCCCCCUCCCUCUCUCUCUGGCGUCAUCCAACCCCACCAUAAUGAGACACCUUCAUCGGUGCUGGUGUUGAACUCGAACUCGAACUCGAACUCAGUCGCAGAAAAUGGAAGGGAGACCUCAACACCAAGCACAAGCUGAGGACGAUCAUCAACGUGCGGACCAACAAAUGGAGGAAGAAGAAGAAGAAGAAGAACAAGAACAAGAAAAGCGUCAAAGUUCGGCUGCACCUCCGCCUUCUUCAUCCCACUCUAAACCCAGCAAACCCACAACGCCGCCAGGCCCCGGAGACGACGAGCUGCCGUCCCCGAUGCCGUCGCCGCUCCACCCGAUCGAUUCGCCCUCCCACUUGUCGCUCUCCUCGGACCAAAGCUCCAUCAGCCGCUUGUCCUCCCCACGAGAAGACGCCCUCGCCAAUUGGCCCCCACCCACCACCGCGAACCCGGAUUCUCCGCCGCAACUGCGGCCGCUUCCGCUGGCUGUGGCGGCUUCUGUGAAGCGGUCGGUGAGGGACGGCCCGGGCCCGCUGACCGUGGUGGAUCCGGGUGCUGAGAGCGCUCAGGUCAAGCAAGAAAGCGGCGCCGUCGCCGGAGACAGCGCCGCCACGGCUGGCGUCGGAGGAGGAGGUGACGGGAGUGGGAGGGUGAGGCCGAACUUGUCGAUACUGAGGAGGGCUAGGAGAGAUAGAAUGGUGAGGAGGGCACUGUUGGUGCUGAGGGUGUGUGGGCUUGUGUUGUGCUUGGUGUCUUUCUCUGUUAUGGUGGCUGAUAAGAACCAGGGUUGGGCUCUUGAUUCCUUCUACCGAUACAGGGAGUUCAGGUACAUUGUAGCAGUGAAUGCGAUAGGAUUUGUGUAUUCAGGGCUGCAAGCUUGUGAUGUCUCUUAUUUCUCAGCAACCGGAAAGGGUGUCGCUCGGUUCCGUCUCCGGCAUUACCUGGACUUUUUCCUGGAUCAGGUAAUGAGUUAUCUGCUGUUAUCUGCAUCAUCAUCAGCUGCAACGAGAGUUGAUGAUUGGGAAUUGAACUGGGGAGAGGACAAGUUCCCGCAGAUGGCAACCGCGUCUGUGGCUCUCUCCAUCCUGGCUUUCAUGGCCUUUGCUCUCUGCUCCAUCAUCUCCGGUUACACGCUUUGUACCCUCCGUUCCUCGUAAACGUCAAAACAUAUGAAUGACCUGCCUAAUUUUAAUUUUUGUUUGGUCGUUCAAUUUCCUCUGUGUGUAUGUAUGUAUUAAAUCUACUCAAUGCAGUUUUGAUGCAAUAUAUGAGUAGUGUAGAUCAGCAUAACAGAAGAUUUCACUGUUUGAUCGAA
Molecule: messenger RNA, 1340 nt
Organism: Rhodamnia argentea
Lineage: Eukaryota; Viridiplantae; Streptophyta; Magnoliopsida; Myrtales; Myrtaceae
Product: CASP-like protein 4A1
Exons: 3
Coding region: 139-1182 (347 amino acids)
Source: RefSeq, a predicted model, not a curated record